Molecule: messenger RNA, 1017 nt
Organism: Paramecium pentaurelia
Lineage: Eukaryota; Ciliophora; Oligohymenophorea; Peniculida; Parameciidae
Source: the annotation of a GenBank genome assembly
UCAUGUCAGAAUAAUAGAAAUACAUUGGAAACAUCUUAUCAAGAACCAAGUCUUUAUUAACUACAAAUUACUAAAAACUUCCAUUAAAGUAAGUUUAAAACUUAUAAUUAAUAGAGCACCUAAAUUUGUAGAGAACAUCAUUGUCUAUGCAGAUACAAUAACUCAACCCUUGGUUUAAAAAGUGACUGACACUGUAGAUGACAACAUAAAUAGAAGUCUCUAGAUAGUUCAAUCAUAUGAGAAGAAUUUAAACAUAGCAGAACAAGGAUAGAAACUCAAGUAAAAGGGAAAAGAACUUACUGAUUAAUUAAGAGAGAACUCAAAGAAAGCUCUUGAUUAAGGAGUUGAUUUGGCUAAGAACAAUGGCGCCACAUAAUUUUUACUCCAUACUUGUGACAAUGUAGCUAAUAAAGUCUUUAGUUCAAUUGAAGGCAAUAUAACCAAAAUGUAAAAGGCUAUUUUGAAAGAAACUAAGGAAACAAAUUCAUAGUAAACUUAUAAUUAAAGAGCUGUUCAAUUAGCUUAUAAUCUUACUGAAUUAACUCAAGGACUCUUUACAUUAUUGAAUAAUGAGAUUCAUACUUUUAAUGUUUAAAAGGUUUAGCAAUUUAAGAUAUAUGUUACUCUCAAUUUAAAAUAACAUAUGAAUGCCAUUCUAUUUACUUAUAGAGUAAUUGUCAUAUAACCAAUUUCAAGUCUUUAUACAACAUCUUUAAAUGAAUUAAAAAGUUAGCUUAUUGUUUUAGGAGAGAAAUAUAAUAACCAAGAAUUAUUACAAUACAUAAUAGAAUAAUUAACAUAACUCAAAGAAUAUAUUGAAACUAUAUAGUUUGAAUAAUUCUAAGCUCUUCUAUUUACAGCUUUAAAAUAAUUGAAUCUCUUUAAAAUUCUAAAGUCUUAAUACUAAAAAACAAUUCAAACUUAUCAAAAUAGUUUAGUUGAACAAAGAAAAGUAAUAGAAGAAUAAGUAAAUUAGCCAGAAGAAGAAAAUGGUGAAACAUAAAUUAAUGAAUGAUA